CUUGGGGUGUCCCUCCCUGCCCCGACCGCGGGCGGUUCAUUCGGCGCUGGGGCGUGGAGGCCGGAGGGUGUCGGCAGGUUGUGGGUCUCGCAGGAGCCCGUCGCUUGGACAAAAGAGCUGGAUGAGGAGGUGCCGCUGCUAACCCGCUGCGUGGCAAACUAUACAUAAUGUUCUCCCGGUUAAGAAUAGCCGUUUCCCCCUGCAAGUUGGCACAUCGUAACAUGCAUAGGAAGGAAAAAGGGAAGCCCUUGAUGCUUAAUCCCAGGACAAACAAGGGGAUGGCUUUUACCUUAAAAGAACGGCAGAUGUUGGGGCUUCAAGGACUCUUACCGCCGAAGGUUGAGACACAGGACAUCCAAGCUUUACGUUUCCAUAAGAAUGUAGCCAAAAUGACGGAUCCCUUAGAAAAGUACAUCUACGUGAUGGGAGUCCAGGAAAGAAAUGAGAAGCUGUUCUUCCGGAUCCUACAAGAUGAUAUUGAACAAUUAAUGCCGAUUGUCUAUACACCAACAGUAGGCCUUGCGUGUUCCCAGUAUGGGCAUAUUUUUAGAAGGCCAAAAGGAUUGUACGUUGCCAUAACAGAUAAGGGCCACAUCCGAUCUGUGGUAAACAACUGGCCAGAGAAUGAUGUGAAGGCUGUUGUCGUCACAGAUGGAGAACGUAUCUUGGGCCUUGGGGAUCUGGGAGUAUAUGGAAUGGGAAUCCCAGUUGGCAAACUCUGUUUAUACACCGCCUGUGCUGGAAUAAAACCUGACAAGUGCCUUCCUGUAUGUAUUGAUGUUGGAACUGACAAUCUGACACUUUUGGAAGACCCAUUUUAUAUGGGAUUGUAUCAGAAACGAGACCGCUCGCAGCUUUAUGAUGAACUCAUCGAUGAAUUCAUGGAAGCCAUUGUAGGCAGGUACGGGCAAAAUACCCUCAUUCAGUUCGAAGACUUUGGCAACCAUAAUGCCUUCCGCUUUUUGAGGAAAUACCGAGAAAAAUAUUGCACUUUCAAUGAUGACAUACAAGGGACUGCCGCAGUUGCUUUGGCUGGAUUAUUGGCAGCCCAGAAAGUCAUUGCAAAACCCCUCACCGAGCACCGGAUCCUCUUCCUGGGAGCAGGAGAAGCUGCCCUUGGUAUUGCAAAUCUCAUCGUCAUGGCCAUGGUGGAAAACGGUCUUUCGACAGAAGACGCUUACAAGAGAAUUUGGAUGUUUGAUAAAGACGGCUUAUUGAUAAAGGGCCGAGCGGAAAAGAUUGAUGUCAACCAGGAGCCCUUUACUCAUCCAGCUCCAGGAAACAUACCAAAAUCUUUCUUGGACGCCGUGAGGGUUCUUCAGCCUUCUGCCAUUAUUGGAGUUGCCGGGGCUGGGCGGCUGUUUUCUCAUGAUAUCAUCAAAGCGAUGGCUGACAUCAAUCAGAGACCCAUCAUCUUUGCGCUAAGUAACCCUACCGUAAAAGCAGAAUGUACAGCUGAGGAAGCAUACACACUAACAGAGGGCCGUUGCCUAUUUGCGAGCGGCAGUCCGUUUGGGCCUGUGAAGCUGAGUGACGGCCGGUCCUUCAUUCCGGGCCAGGGAAACAACGCCUAUAUAUUUCCAGGUGUAGCUCUUGCUGUUGUCCUGAGUAGCGUCCGGCACAUCAGUGACAAUGUUUUUUUGGAAGCUGCAAAGACAUUGUCCCAGCAGCUGAGUGAGGAAGAACUGGCAGAGGGACGACUUUAUCCCGCGCUUUCCAACAUCAGAGAAGUGUCCAUUAACAUAGCUAUAAAGGUCAUGGAAUAUUUAUAUGCCAAUCACAUGGCGUUCUAUUACCCAGAGCCAGCAGACAAAACUCAGCACAUACGAUCCAGAAUCUGGACUUCUGAGUAUGAAUCCUUUCUACCAGAUUUGUAUGACUGGCCAGUGUCUACAACCUACUCAUCGGACACAAGGCGCGCUUGAAAUUCUGCUGGGAACCCUCCCGUCCAGAACAACAUUUGAAGUAGGACCGCCGAAGACCUAAAACUUCCUUUUUGUGCUAAACUAGGAACUGGACGCAUAACCGACGCUGGGUUUUCCUCCCUAGGUUGGACUUCCUCUCUCCAGAGGUGCAUUCUUAUGGACGGUUGGGUUGUCUGCAACAGAAAUGAAAUUUAAUAUAUUUUCUUAUUUCUCCCCGGGAAGCUAAUUAAACAAAUAAGGGAAAACCCUUAAUUCUUUCACUUUUUAAAAAACUUUUGUUACUGGUCUGCUGUGUGAUUAAGGUUUUUCUGUACUGUCUCAUAUACGGCUGUAAGCUGCAUGGGUUUACACCAAACAGAUUAGUUGAGGAGAGAAUGUUAGUAAGUCAAGGAAAGAAUUUGGCUUAGUCUCUCUCUCUCCCUUCCUUCCUUCCUUCCUUCCUUCCUUCCUUCCUUCCUUCCUUCCUUCCUUCCUUCCUUCCUUCCUUCCUUCCUUCCUUCUCCUUUUUCACAGGAGAAGCAUCCAGAAAUGCUGUCCUUCCUUUGUAGUCUACCAAAAAAAGCCCACCCCAAGUCUUCAUUCUGCUAGAAGCAUAAAUGGACGACCAAAUCACUCCAUCCCCUUUUUAUGCUACUUCUGUCUUUCUGCAACCUCAGCAGCUCCUGUAACUGCCCUCCGUGCUGAAUUUUUGUAGCAUGAAUCUCACGAAGCCCAAUUUACUGAAAGGAGAGGCUUUCCCACUUCCUUACGGGGUGGAUUCAGGUGUACAAUUCUGUCCACCUUAGCUCUACAUUUUCUUCCCCUCUGGGAAAUAUCAAUCGUGGUCAGCACGCAAUGCUGCCAUCUCCUGGAUCUGUGUGUGUAUGUGUGUCUACGUGCUGACGUUCUGCACUUGAAUAAUUCAGCUUUGAUAGUGGAAAUUGCUGCAUAUCACUUCCCUGACAUUCGUUAUACAGAUGGGCUAUUUCUCCCCCAUCUCUUUUGUUUUUUUCCAAGGUUUUAGUGUUGUUGUUGUUGUUCAGGCUUAAACUGUAACACUCCUGAACUUCAUGAUGGCUGCUUUCCUCCCAGGUCUCUGUCCCAUGGAUCUAAUAAUUGGGGGGAAUGUGGGCCUCGUUGCACCCCAUCCUAUGCCCUAAACCAGUGAUGGCGAACCUUUUUGGCACCGAGUGCUGAAAAGGGAGCGCACGUGUACGUGAGCUUUGAAUGCACACGUGCAAGCUUGUCUGGGUUGCAACCUGGAAGAGAAGGGCGCAUGCGUGCAGCUGAAAUUGAAUUUCCAGUUUCCGGUAUGUGCAUGUGCGCCAGCCAGCUAGUUUUCCGGGUUUUUGGUACGCACACAUUUGCGGCGUUCAGCUGGCCGGCGCACAUGCUCACGCAGGAAAACGGAAGACCAGCUCUUCCAGUUUCCGGCACUGCCACACAAAAAGGCCAGUGGAUCGUCACACGCGCAUGUGCACCAGAAACCUGGAAGAGGAAGGGGCGACACUGCGCAUGCCAGGCGACAUGGCUCCGCGUGCCACUUUGGGCAUGCGUGCCGUGGGUUCGCCAUCACAGCCCCUAAACUAAUGUUUCUCAACCUUACUCAUUUUAAGACGUGCGAACUUCUAUCCCAGAAUUCCCCAGCCGGCAUGCCUUAAAACAGGCAAGGUUGAGAAACAUCGCCCUAAAAAGAAGCAAACGUCACUCCAAUAAAAAAAAAAUUUCUUUUUAUCUCCAGGUAACCCAAAGGUGGUUUUUCAGGCGGCAACUGGACUCUCUUGUUUUGUCAUUUUUGCUUCUCAUCCAAGAAGUUGCUUCAGGACGGUGGGGAAUGGAAGGAUUUAUAUUCCUUGCAGACAGCUGGUCAUCUGCGUCUUUUUAGAGCAGGGAUCUCCAACCUUAGUCCCUUUAAGACUUGUGGGCUUCAACUCCCAGAGUUCCUCAGCCA
This is a messenger RNA of Ahaetulla prasina, 3855 nucleotides long. RefSeq names its product malic enzyme 2 (gene ME2). The transcript is spliced from 16 exons. Gene Ontology annotation, cellular component: mitochondrion. Bases 168 to 1925 code for a protein of 585 amino acids. The record is from RefSeq and is a predicted model, not a curated record. Gene Ontology annotation, biological process: pyruvate metabolic process; malate metabolic process. Gene Ontology annotation, molecular function: malate dehydrogenase (decarboxylating) (NADP+) activity; NAD binding; malate dehydrogenase (decarboxylating) (NAD+) activity. Lineage: Eukaryota; Metazoa; Chordata; Lepidosauria; Squamata; Colubridae.